AUCACCAUCGAUCAAAUGAUCAGGGAGCAUUUUUCUUAUCCAAUUAUCUAAAGGAACAUUUCGUUUUUUCUUUUCUUUUUUUUUCCCUUUCCUAUCCAUUUAACUAUAAUUAAUUUGAUUUUCAGCUUUUCUAGAUUAUACAAUUAAGUCCACUAUCCUCACCAACCACUAUAAAUAAGAGGUGACAAAAUCAAAGUCCACCAGGGAAAACAAAGCCUUAGAGAACAAUUACACAAGCUUUCCAACACUCAUAUCUUUUUCAACAACCAAGCUUUCUUCAAAACCAUUGAAAUUUUUCUAGCAUCCUACUAUUCCAAGCUCUUAUAUUGAAGCCAAGGGAACACUUGAAGUAAUGGAUAGAGUAAAGGAUUUAGCAUCAAAGAAGGCUGCUGUUAUAUUUACUAAGAGUUCAUGUUGCAUGUGCCACAGCAUCACACAACUCUUCUAUGAGCUUGGAGCAAGCCCUGCGGUGCAUGAGCUUGACAAAGAUGCUUAUGGAAGGGAAAUGGAGUGGGCUUUAAGGAGUCUGGGAUGUAACCCUUCAGUUCCAGCAGUGUUCAUUGGUGGAAAAUUUGUAGGCUCAUCAAAAGAUGUUAUAUCCCUCCAUGUUGAUGGCUCUCUGAAACAAAUGCUCAUAGCUGCAAGGGCCAUAUGGUUUUAGUCAAUUAAGUACACUCGAAGAAGCUCCAUAUAUAGCAUUAGUAUGCAUUAAGGAGCUCUGAUACGGUUUGCAGACAAAUGUUAAGUCAGGGACACCCCUUGUUUUUCUUGAGUGUCCUCUUUAGAUUGUAUGAAAGAAAGUCUACACAAAAAGUAGUCUUGCUUUUUUUGGUAUUUUCUUGUAAGGUUGGCUAACUAUAGCUAAUGUCUACCAAGUUAUGUGAAACUUAAUCAUACGAGAGAAAACAGCUCUACUUUAGUUAAUGCAGCUUUAAACUUUAAUUA
This is a messenger RNA of Gastrolobium bilobum, 945 nucleotides long. Its product is annotated as glutaredoxin-C11-like. The coding region runs from base 353 to 661 and encodes 102 amino acids. The transcript has a single exon. The record is from RefSeq and is a predicted model, not a curated record. NCBI's taxonomy places the organism in Eukaryota, Viridiplantae, Streptophyta, Magnoliopsida, Fabales, Fabaceae.